AUGCAGCUUCUCUUCAGAAUACCUCAACUGGAAUUAGUCAUGCUGUAUUUCACUUCAAUGGAGUUUUUGGAUAUUACUCUCCAAUUCAACAAGGAGAAUCUUAUGCAUAUAGAACUUCUGUUCAUCAUCUGUGGUACAUUCCGGGAAAUGAGAGAUUCAACGACUAGAUCAAUUAACAUCAGUUCUCUGUUAAAAGUUCUGGAGAAGCUAUCUCCCUAUCAGAUCCGCGGGAACCAGCAUGAUAUUUGUGAAAUGAUGUCAAAUAUAGCACAGUGGUUGAAAAUAGCCAUAGAAGCUUCAAUGGCAUACCAGAUGAACCAUGUGAACAAUCGCUGUGAAGAUGAGAAUCGUCAAGUUGAGAAUCGUGAAGUUGAGAAGUUUAGAGAGUUGUAUCUCGAUCAAAUGGAGAUAUUCAAUCGUAUUUUCACAUCCUUGAGCUACAAUGAUUCAUUAGGCCUAACAGUCGAUGCUCAAGUUGGAAACUUCCGUGACUCAGUGGAACGCUUUUUUGUGAAUGCGAAUCGGAUUCAGUGGAUGUAG
This is a messenger RNA of Caenorhabditis elegans, 540 nucleotides long. It is a transcript of the gene C17C3.2, whose product is annotated as NR LBD domain-containing protein. NCBI's taxonomy places the organism in Eukaryota, Metazoa, Nematoda, Chromadorea, Rhabditida, Rhabditidae. Bases 1 to 540 code for a protein of 179 amino acids. The transcript is spliced from 2 exons. The record is from RefSeq and is marked reviewed.